CAUAAAGCUGUGGGGACCAAUAGUGGAAUAAACCCAUGAGUCAUUCUUCAGUAUGAACAGGUAAAGGGGCUUUUAUUUUGAAAGGACUCACAGGAAACCACGUAGGGUGAUUUUGAUUGUUGUUUUUAUGAUCACUUCAGCCGCUGUCAGGAUGAUAUCCAGGUUGUCAGAUCGAAUGGAAGAGGAGGAGGAGGAAGAGGAGGAUGAAGAGCGUUGCGUUAACCCUACGGAGGUGAAAAUGAGUCAGAUAGUCAUGCCCUUCCACUGUAACCAUCGGCAGGAGCUGAGUGUGGGACAGCUGCUAAAAUGGAUGGACUCCACCGCCUGCCUCUCAGCUGAGAGACAUGCUGGAAGUCUGUGCGUCACGGCCUCUAUGGACGACAUCCACUUUGAGCACACCAUCAGCGUCGGUCAAGUGGUGAACAUCAGGGCGAAGGUCAACAGAGCUUUUAACUCCAGCAUGGAGGUGGGGAUCCAUGUGAGCUGUGAGGACCUGUUCUCCGAUCGCCACUGGAGGGUGUGCCAUGCCUACGCGACCUUUGUGACGCAGAGAACUAACACUGGACAAAAAGUCACUCUGAGAACCGUCGUACCUCAGACUCAGAAGGAGCAUGUGGAAUACAGCGUGGCAGCUGAGCGAAGACGAGUCCGGAUGAUUCACAACGACAUCAUCAAAGAACUGCUCUCCAGUGGGUCCGUAGAGCGAGCUGACAGCUCUGCCGUGAGCAGCGGCGUGGCAGCGGAGAAGACCAGGGUGGAGAGUGUUGAACUGGUUCUACCUCCACAUGCAAACCACCAGAUGAACACUUUUGGAGGACACAUCAUGGCCUGGAUGGUGAAUGUAGCAACGAUUGCUGCCAGUCGUUUCUGUCAGGCUCAUCCAACUCUUCGGACCAUCGACAUGUUCAACUUCAGAGGACCCUCUCAGGUUGGAGACCGGCUGCAGCUCAAGGCUAUCGUCAACAAUGCCUAUAAAAACAGCCUGGAGGUGGGGGUCCGUGCAGAAGCCUAUUUGGAAGAAGGUCUAAGCCGACACAUCAACUCUGCCUUCAUGAUCUUUGAGGUUCUUGACAGCAGUGGGAAGCCGUGUGCUCUUCCACGGAUACGACCAGAACCCCUGGAAGGUGAAAGAAGAUACCAAGAAGCUGUAGCCAGGAAGAAAAUCAGGCUGGACAGGAAGUACAUCGUCUCUCGUAAACAAAAUGAGGUUCCUCUGUCUGUCCCCUGGGAUCCCAGGAACCAGGUGUAUCUCAGCUAUAACAAUGUAUCCGCACUGAAGAUGCUGGCAGCUAGGAAGAACUGGCGCCUCAGCACAGAGAGAGAUAAGGUUCGUCUCUACACCCUGGAGCAAAAGUCCAUGUUGAGCAUCAGGGUGGAAGCAGAGGUGGAUGUUCCUGCUAACAGAGCCUUUUGUUUGCUCGCUGAGCUGAGCAACAGAACCAGCUGGGACACGCAUUAUAAGAAAUGUGAGCUGAUGCACCGGGUCGACGACGAUGACUUUAUUUACCGUGUGGUGACUCCAUCGGUCGGAUCCCAGACUUCCUCCAAUCCAGGAGAAACGGUUCAGCAGGAUUUCAUCCUCCUGGCCUCUAAGAGGAAGCCCUGCGGCGAUGGAGAUCCGUAUGUCAUCGCUCUGCGCUCGGUGUCCCUGGUCUCCCAUCCGCCCUUAGAAGGAUAUAACAGAGGAGAGGUUCUGUGUGCUGGAUUUACUAUACUGGAAACCAGUAACAACAUGUCAUUGAUCAGUUACUAUAACCAGGCAUCUCCAGAGGUGCUUCCCUACAUCUCCACAGAUAUCGCCGGUCUGUCCUCGUCUUUCUACCACACCUUCUGCUCCUGCAGCCGGUACCUGAGCAGAAACAGACAGGAGCCCGAGGAGCUGACAGGCGAAUAUGAAGCCACGGAAACCAACGGCGCCACCUCUCCGCUGUCAGAGGCACUGCGCAACACGCAGCUGUAGGAAACCCUCAGACCUUCAUGGCCAGUUCAUACCUGUGCUGCUAAACACCUGGUACAGAAUCAAUCAAUGCUGCUUUAGGUCUUUUCUCUUAGCAGCUAAAUUUACUCUGAAGAGUUUAAAAUAUUUCGCAUAAAAUCACUAAAACAUGAAGGCGGGACUUAGGAUGAUCCGUCACAUCAGCUCUUCCAGCCUUUUAACACAAAAUGCUUCAAGGUAUUUAUAACAUUCUGAGCCAUUUGACUUUGUGGGAAAUUGAUUUUGUUCUUUUACACUUUUUUGUAUUAAGAAUAUGUCUGAUAAAUAACUUUAAAGCUUUAAGGGUAGAGGAUAUUUUACUAUAAAUAUUCUGUCGCUUUAAAAUGAAAUGUAUUUUCUGGUGUAAUAUAUAUCAAUAAAAUCUGAAAA
This is a messenger RNA of Cyprinodon tularosa, 2365 nucleotides long. RefSeq names its product acyl-coenzyme A thioesterase 11-like. Lineage: Eukaryota; Metazoa; Chordata; Actinopteri; Cyprinodontiformes; Cyprinodontidae. Bases 128 to 1960 code for a protein of 610 amino acids. The transcript is spliced from 17 exons. The record is from RefSeq and is a predicted model, not a curated record. Gene Ontology annotation, cellular component: extracellular exosome. Gene Ontology annotation, molecular function: lipid binding; thiolester hydrolase activity.